Molecule: messenger RNA, 729 nt
Organism: Athene cunicularia (burrowing owl)
Lineage: Eukaryota; Metazoa; Chordata; Aves; Strigiformes; Strigidae
Exons: 4
Coding region: 1-729 (242 amino acids)
Cellular component (GO): intermediate filament
Molecular function (GO): structural constituent of cytoskeleton
Source: RefSeq, a predicted model, not a curated record
AUGGCCGUGCCUCUCUCAUACUGGGGAGCCACGGACUGGACAGCAGUUGUGGUCUCAGCAGUGCAGAGCCAAGAAGAGGAAUUCCCUUCCGCAUGUUAUAGCAACAAUCCUCCCCAUGCAGCCCAGGAUGCUGUUGGACGCCCUUUGCCCAGAGCAAAUCCUGCCAGUAAAGACCAAGGCGAGGAAGCCGUGGAAUACCUCCACCUUUCCUAUAAGCCCUAUAAAUGCCCAGUAGGAUAUUUUGCUUUGGAGGUGAGUCUACAGGAAAAUUACUGCCUAACUGCAGUGACUGUGGGCCUGGGGCGGUGCCGGAGCAGUAUAAAAGCGAGUCCUUCUCCUCACUCUCUCAUCCACUCCUCUCAGUUCCAUCUCCUUGGGAACAAGGUGAUCCGGGUUAAUCUCUACUGUGGAGACAUGUCCUGCAACAUCCCGUGCAUGCCCUGCCUGCCCUGCCAGCCCUGCGGCCCGACCCCGCUGGCCAACAGCUGCAAUGAGCCCUGUGUCAGGCAGUGCCAGGACUCCACCGUCGUCAUCCAGCCCUCCCCCGUGGUGGUGACCCUGCCCGGCCCCAUCCUCAGCUCCUUCCCGCAGAGCACCGCCGUGGGCUCCUCCACCUCCGCUGCCGUUGGCAGCAUCCUCAGCUCUGAGGGAGUGCCCAUCUCCUCCGGGGGCUUUGGCCUCUCCGGCUUGGGCAGCCGCCUCUGCGGCAGGAGGUGCCUCCCCUGCUAA